UAAUGUCGUUGUGAAUCGCGACUGAACAGCGGUCUUUAUUGUGUAUUUAUCACGCUGUAAACAUGGCUUCAGUGUCUCUAUUAUUGCGGACUUGUGGUUUAUUAAUAUAUUUAAUUACUAACGUGAACAGUGCCGUUAAUAAUCGUAUCGAACAAUGGAUAUUUUCAAUGAAAAUUGAUAGUAUAAACUGUGACGAAAAAAUAUGUAAAUAUUUAUUAAAUGUGCGCGGUGGUGAAUUUAUUGGACAUUAUUCAUGGAGGUUGACCUCUGUGGAGGGUGCUAGGGGUGGUAGCUGUGACGUCAUCCAUCCCAAUUACGAAUUAAGGGCAGUUGAAGUAACGCAAUUUUAUUCAAAACUAAACAUUAGUGUGCCCCUGUUUAAUGGUAAAAUAUACUUUUGUUUAUUUAAUAAUGAAGGGCGGAACAACCCCUUUGGCGGCCAGUGGGUGCAUCAAGGCUCCGAAUAUUAUUUGCAGCCGAAAAACGAUUCACUUUCGGAGGAGAAUAAUCGAUCGCAAAAGCCGAGGUCUCUCAACGAACUCCAGGAAAACGAAGUUAACUGGAUCGACCUCUCCCACGACAUCGACGUGAAUUAUCUUCCCAGAGCCAGACCUACUCGUAAUGAUAAUCCAGAUGUAGAAAUAUUGAGACACGAUGAUUAUAUAGCUCUGGAUGGAACCGAUAAAGUUUGGGAUGAAAAGAAUAAUUUGGGACGGUUUAAAAGAGCUGAUGGGAUUGCGGCGAAAGCUGCGGAGAGAAGAUCGACAGAUUUAGACAAUGUCGUGUUAAACAAAAACGCUUCUAAUGAUGAUGGCAGUAAAGAUGACACUCGAACAAGAGCUCAAGGAUCUGCGAGUGAAUUGUUCUCAGAGGAAUUGAUAAGAAAAUCUCGUCAAAUAGUAGAUUCGAAUGAUUUUACGAGUAUGCGAGCGGCCCCUAUCGAUAUUUUCAUCGAAGGAAUCAGGAUCGAAGAGUCCGAGAAAGAACCACAUGUUGAAGACGGAAUACCGAGUGUGCUGGCCGAUACUGCAGUUACGAUCAGGGUAUUCGGCGAUGGGUUAACUUCGAAAACUGCCAUCGCUUUCACACGACAAGACCUGCCGUACGGCCAACCCUGCAAGUUUCUACUCAUGGGAGAGUAUAUGGUAAAAGAAGGCAGCGUCACCACCAGAUCCGCGUUGUUCGAUGUAACAGCACCCCCCUCACAGGAGGGCUCUAAGAUCUACAUCUGCGCUAAGAAUCUUCAGGCAGGGGCUGAUCACCCGACCAAGGACAAGGAAAAUUACUAUCACCAGGGAACUGAAUCCUGGAAGGCGUUUGCUACCCACAACACCCUGCUGCCGCUCUGGGUGUCGCUGAGUUUGAUUCUGAUAUGCCUGACAUUCUCUGCGCUUUUCUCUGGGUUGAAUCUCGGACUGAUGUCAUUGGACCGGACCGAAUUGAAGAUCAUAGCCAAUACCGGUACGGAAACGGAGAGGAAAUACGCCAGAGCCAUCAUGCCCGUCCGGGAUCAUGGAAAUUACCUGCUGUGCAGCAUAUUGUUGGGGAAUGUGGCUGUGAAUUCGACUUUCACGAUUUUGUUGGAUGAACUGACUUCGGGCCUCUUUGCUGUUAUAUUCUCGACCCUGGCUAUCGUACUCCUGGGCGAGAUAACUCCCCAAGCCAUAUGUUCGAGACACGGUCUUAUGAUUGGUGCCAAGAGUAUCAUGAUUACGAAGGCGGUUAUGGCCCUGACGGCGCCGAUGGCGUAUCCUGUGAGUAAACUCCUGGACUAUUUCUUAGGCGAGGAGAUAGGCAGCGUUUACAACAGGGAACGUCUAAAGGAGCUUAUCAAGGUGACAACUGGGGACUUGGACAAGGACGAGGUGAACAUCAUAUCCGGCGCCCUCGAGAUGAGGAAGAAGACCGUGUCAGACGUCAUGACGAAGAUGGAGGACGUGUUCAUGUUGCCGAUAACAAGCGUCCUGGACUUCGAGACGAUGUCGGAAAUUGUAAAGUCGGGCUACUCCCGCAUCCCGGUGUACGAGGGUCACCGCGGGAACAUCGUGACGGUGCUCUUCAUCAAGGACCUCGCCUUCGUCGAUCCCGACGACAACACGCCCCUGAGGACCCUCUGCCAGUACUACCAGAACCCUUGCAACUUCGUCUUCGAAGACGUCACCUUGGAUGUCAUGUUCAAACAGUUCAAAGAAGGUCACAAAGGACACAUGGCGUUCGUCCAUCGCAUAAACAACGAGGGCGAGGGAGAUCCCUUCUACGAGACCAUAGGGCUGGUGACCCUGGAAGAUGUCAUCGAAGAGAUGAUACAAGCAGAAAUCGUCGAUGAGACUGAUGUGUUCAUGGACAACCGCAGCAAGCGACGCAGGAACCGCCCCUCGCACAAGCUCCAGGACUUCGCCGCGUUCGCGGAGAGGCACGAGAACCAGAGGAUCCACAUCUCGCCCCAGCUCACCCUGGCCACGUUCCAGUUCCUGAGCACGAGCGUAGACGCGUUCCGUCCGGACGUAGUUUCGGAGACGGUCCUGAGACGUCUCCUGAGGCAAGACGUCAUCCAGCACAUCAAACUUAAGGGGAAGACCAGACGGGAUUCGGCCACAUACGUUUACCAUCAGGGGAAACCGGUCGAUUACUUCGUUUUAAUCUUAGAAGGACGGGUCGAAGUUACCGUAGGACGGGAGAACUUGAUCUUUGAAGCUGGACCCUUCACAUACUUCGGUGUACAAGCCCUUACACAGAAUGUUGGAGUUGCCGAGUCUCCUACACCAUCAGCGAUGGGUUCCCUACAGAACAUCAAUAUGGACUCGAUGUUGCGACACACUUUUGUACCGGACUAUUCGGUUCGCGCUAUUUCUUCCGAACUUUUCUAUCUUACUGUGAAGCGCGCUCUGUACCUGGCUGCGAAAAGGGCGACCCUAAUGGAGAAAGGCGCCCUCUCCAAGGGCACGACCAACGAACAAUUCGACACUGAAGUCGACAAGUUACUCCAGUCUGUAGACGAGGACAUCAGCGUGAGCGGGGAGCACAGGACUCCAUCGAGACAGGUGUCGCCCAAUCCUCCACCAGUUUCGGCUUCGCCCCACGUUCGGGCAACUUUCGCGUCGCCCGACAACAAUGGCGACGUUUACACGACCCACAACCUGAAGGCUGACGAGGAGGAGAAACUUCUGAAGUGAGGCACGCCGCUGUCCGUGAACCGCAUCAGAACGACGCUAGUCUUGUAUUUUGUACUUAAGUCCGGCCAACGGAUACUAUGAUCUGAACGCUUUGAGUCCCUCAAAGUGUUAUUAGCAGUAUUUCUAUUUAUUGUUCCUAUUCGCAUAACAACAUCCAAUGGAUUGGUUAUUAUUCGCAUAACAAAAUCAUCCAAUUGAUUGGUAUUAUUC
Bombyx mandarina (wild silkworm) is the source of this 3383-nucleotide messenger RNA. Its product is annotated as metal transporter CNNM4-like. Lineage: Eukaryota; Metazoa; Arthropoda; Insecta; Lepidoptera; Bombycidae. The record is from RefSeq and is a predicted model, not a curated record.